Molecule: messenger RNA, 2952 nt
Organism: Entamoeba dispar SAW760
Lineage: Eukaryota; Evosea; Mastigamoebida; Endamoebidae
Exons: 3
Coding region: 1-2952 (983 amino acids)
Source: RefSeq, a predicted model, not a curated record
AUGAGUCAAUCAAUUCAAUUAGAUAAAUUCCUUUAUGAAAAGAAUUUAAAAGAUAAAGUCAUUUCACUCUUUCAUUUAUUUCAAAGUAAUUGUCUUGAAGAUAUUAUUGAUAUUUGUUUAUUAAAUCAAUCAAAGUUCAUUCAAUUUUGUCAAGAACUCAAUUCUAGUUUAACAACUGGACUCUUUAAUUAUAAAGAAAUUAUUAUGCCAAACUUUUUGUUUUUAAUUAAGAUAUGUUUACAAAAUAAAGAUAUUUGUAGAGUGUUAGAUUAUGAAUAUCUUUCAUUUUGGAAUAUUAUGGUAAGUUCAUUAAAUCCAUAUUUUGAUAUGGAGUAUAGAAAAAUUUCAUUUGAAUUAUUACUUGAAUUUAUUUACAAGUCUCAUAGAAGAAACAAAUCAAUUUCAAAUCUUCUUAGACUUGUAUUUAAUCUAAAAGUAUUUGAAUUAAAUACAGAAAUUAUUAACUUAGAAAUACCAACAUUUUCUCAAGAAAUUUCAAAUGAAUUCAUAAAGAAUAAAUCUCUUGAUAUUCUUCAAAAUGAGUCAUUAGUUAUUAUUCGUUUAUUUAUUCAUUUUGUAUUAUCUUCAGAUGAGUAUUUUCAAUGUUUCAUUCCAUUUAUAUCAAUUUUAAUAGGAAAUAUUUUUCCUUCAUUAAUUCCGUUAAUUCCUGCUAAUGAAAUAGAGGUAUUUAAUGAUUCAUUUGUAUUAACACAAACAAACCCUCAGUUAAUUAGAUUAUUUCUAUCUUUCUUUUUAAUUAAUUCAACUAGGUUUGCUUAUUUAGCUAAAGUAGAUAACUUUUGUCAUAUAUUUAUUGGAAUAGUUAAUAUUGUCUUACAACUGUCUUGGGAUUUUAAAGAAUGCCAUGACAUUCUUAGGCCAUCACUUCGAUGGUACUUCAGUAUAUUAUUCUGGAGACGUAUUAAAACAUUAAAAUCUACUUUUAAGCAAUCUACAUUAGAAUUCAUUCAACAAUCUUUUAUAACAAAAGUUCAGGAGUUUAUUGAAUCAAACAUAUCUUAUUUUGGUACUAAUGAAACAACAAAAACAAUAAUUAAUGAUAUUAUACAAUUAAUAGCAAGUGUUUAUCCUAAGGUAUUUGAUAAUUCACUAAUUGUCCUUAAUAGUUCAGAACAUAUUUUAUUUAAUUAUUUAACUAAAUUAAAUGAACAACAAGAAAUGGUUAAGAAAUUUCAAGCACAAAUAACUAGACAAUUGGUCAUGUGUAUUAUUAUUUUAUAUAUUAGAUUUUAUGGUAAUGUAAUUGAAAGGUGGAGUUUAAGUGAGGAAUCUUUAAUACCUAGAUUAUCAAAGUUUUAUAAUAUUAAUGGAGUAAUAGACAGUCUAGCUGAAAUGUACGGUCAUGUUUUUUAUUCUAUAUUAACAAAAUUAUCAAAAAUAAAACAAAAUAAUAAAAGUGUUACAGUUCUAAAAUCUCUUCUUUCUUAUAACAUGAAUUAUCAUUUACCUUCAUUAACUACUAACUUAUCACUUAUUCAAGAAGAAUACUCAGCUUCAUCUACAAUACUUUGUUACCAAUCUUCUUUAUUAAGACCAUACACAGAACAUUGGGAAGAAAAAGAAUUAAAGUAUUAUUUUUCUUUGUUUACUCAUACCUUUUCAACUUAUGGAGUGAAAGACUCUGUCAAAUAUUAUCGAAGUGUAAAUACUAUGUUGUGUCAAGUGUGUUUAAUUUUCUUCCAAACAACAAAAGAAACACAAUACAAAUUUGAUUUCUUUGAACUUUUCUUUGAUCAUAUAUUUAAUUUACAAUUUUCUCAAGACUUAUUCAUUUCUAGACUGUGUAUUCCUCCAAUGAUCCAAUUCUUUCAUUUAUUAAACAAUACACCAGAGUUAAUUUCAUGCAUUACAUCUAUAAUUUCUGAUAGUUCUAUUGAAUCCUUUCUAUUGAUAGUUGAUAAUAUUCUUCCUUUCUAUUUUUUUCAACAAUAUGGAAUUGUCCAAUUUAUUUGGAACACAUUUGACAAAUUGGUAUUGUUCUUUAAUAAUGAAGUAAAUAAAAUAACAACAUACCUUACGCAUACCUCAGAAAAGGAAGAAAGAGAUACCAGUACUUCAAGUAAAGAAGUUAAUAAUCUCCUUUCACCAAAUUUUGAUUCUCAUCUUAGUGAUUUACUUCAUUUUCUUUUUAGCUUACUUCAAAGUUUAGACUUUUGUUUAAAUGAAAUCCAAAUUAAAAAAUUACAAGAAUGUUAUAUUCUAGCUUCAAAAUUACCUGUAACUUUUUGUAAUCAUAAAGAAAUAAUGUGGUCGUGUUGUAUGACUUUUAUUAUGAUAGAAAAUCAACUUAACUUAAAUGAAAUAAACGAUGACAUUAUUAUAAAACAACAAGAAGAUUUAUUUAAUUGUUUAUUAAAUGAUUGUACUAAGGAAGAUGAUGAAUCUAUUGAAAAUAUAAUACUCAUUGUAGAAGUAAUUGCAAAAGAGAGCUUUAAAUUUACUAAGAGAAUAACAGACUAUAUCAUAUCUUCUUUAUUGGAAAAGUACAUUAACUACUUAAAAUCAUUAAAAGCUAUUAUUCAUAUUGUAAAAACACAACAAAUUAUUUCGUUAUAUCAAAACUCUGAUAAAACAUUAUUUUUGGUUAUUCGAAAUGUUUUUGGAAUAAAUAUUUUUGAAGUCCAUCAAGUAUUUUUACCAAAUAAUACAGUUGAUAUGGAUGAUAAAUACAAAAAUAUUUCAUUAAUAAGUUAUGAAGAAAAAAAUAUUUUUGAAGAAAGAGAUACAGAAAUAUCAACUAACUUUGAUAAUGAAAUCGAAAAUGAUUUAAUAGACUACUCUUUAAAUGAUUAUUUUAAAACAGAAUACAAUCUCAUUCAAAAUACAAAAGAGCAUUCUUUCUAUAAAGAAAAGAAAAUAACGAAUUCGUUAAAUGAAAUAGAAGUUAUUACUAAUUUAAAUAAUUCCCACUAUCCACCAACAUCAAAAUGA